AUGAAGUUUGUCAAGAAACUCGCGGGUUACCCUCGCCUGCUUCUGGCCGGUAACCCCUCAAGCAGAGACCUGGUCACACUCUUGGUAGGAAUCAUAUCUGCAAUUGCAUCCGGCGUACCAUUCCCCAUCAUCGGAAUUAUAUUCGGUCAGCUCCUCAACGACUUCAAUGCAGUUACCUGCGAUGCAUCUUCCGAUUCAUCGUCUGAUUCUGAAAGCCAACACGAUAUCAACAACGAAAUAUUGCUGAUUGUAUAUCUGGCUAUUGCUCAGUUCGUUUUGAUAUAUGCCCAUCUUUCGUGUUGGAGUUUAUAUGGUGCUCGACUUGCGCAGCGCCUGCGGGAAACAUAUCUACAGAACCUGCUCCAACAAGAACCAUCGUACUUCGACAAUCUACCACCCGGAGAAGUUGCUUCUCGACUUAGCGGUGACAUACAAACAAUUCGUUCCGGCACUUCAGAGAAAGUAGGAAUAUGUCUCGCAAGCGUCUCAUUCUUCGUCACGGCAUAUAUCGUCGCUUUCAUCAAAGAUUACAUACUAGCAGCGGAAUUGAUUUCUUUGAUCCCGGCAUACUUCUUAAUGUCAUUCGUCGGCAGUCACUAUAUCGAAAAGUAUUCUGGACUGAUGUCGGACUACGCUGCUACAGCUGCAUCAAUCGCGUCGGAAGCACUUUCGAAUAUUCUCGUUGUGCAGGCGUUUGGUGCUAAUCGACGAUUGGAGAAGAAGUUCGCCAAUGCUCUCAAAUCGUCGGAACGGGAAGGGCUCAAGAAAGCCACAGCGGUGGGCAUACAGUCUGGAGUUUUGUACUUCAUUGCCUAUUCGGCGAACGGCCUGGCUUUUUGGCAAGGAAGUAGACGAAUUGCUGAUGCGGUGCGUGAUGGUACUGGUGGUGCUACUGUGGGCUCUACAUUCACAGUUAUCUUUAUUCUUAUCGAAGCAACCUUACUGCUGAGUCAAGUUGCCCCUUUUCUGCACUUGUUUGUUGCAGCUGUUGCUUCCUUCGAAAAGUUGCGUGGAGAUAUUGAUCGCCAGUCUUUGAUCAAUGGCACCACUGCUUCUGGCAUUCGCCUUUCACAAGCACAAGGUGGUUUUGAGUUCAAGAAUGUCUCUUUUACCUAUCCGGCCAGACCAGAAGUCACAGUCCUCAAUGAAAUCGAUCUUUCUAUUCCGCCCAACAAGCAUACGGCUAUCGUUGGUCUUUCUGGUAGUGGUAAAUCAACCAUCGCAGGUUUGGUCACUCGACUCUAUGACCCGACAGAGGGACAAAUACUGUUUGACGGCAAGGAUAUUCAUGAAAUCAACGUGCGAGACCUUCGAGGCUUCUUGAGUCUCGUGCAGCAAGAACCUUCUCUUCUCAAUCGUUCCCUACUAGAGAAUAUCGCACAUGGCUUGAUAAAUUCUAGUGAUCCCAAAUUCACACACCUGAAGCAAAAGUUGUUAAGCUCAGAGCUUACUGAUUUGGCAAGAUUGGUCAGAGAAGGCAUGGAUUUAAAGACUGCCGCAGAGCAACGAGGCGCUGAGAUUGCUGAGAUUGUCCGCUUGGUGCAGCACGCCGCGGUACUUGCUGAUGCGGAACCUUUUAUUACCAGAUUGCAACACGGAUAUGGCACACUUGUAGGCUCGAGUGGACGUCUCAUUAGCGGUGGUCAGAAGCAGCGGGUUGCGCUAGCUAGAGCUCUCGUCAAAGACCCCGCUGUUCUUAUUCUAGAUGAAGCUACAGCCUCGCUCGACUCCCAAAGCGAGCAGCGUAUCCAACGGGCCAUCAACAACAUCGCUACCGGCAGGACUAUGAUAACAAUUGCACACCGACUGUCGACUAUCACCUCCGCCGACAAUAUUGUCGUCAUGCAAAAAGGGCGUAUUUUAGAGCAGGGAACUCACUUGGAAUUAAUGGCCAAAAAUGGAGCGUACGCUGACCUUGUCAAACUACAAACUCUUGGGUCCUCUUCUCAAAGGCCAAAUGAAAAAUCAGCCAAGACUGAAAUUGAUGAAGUUUCAGAACGCACCUCGUUGACAUAUACCGAAAACGAAGUUGGCAGUUUUUCGAACAAUGACCCUGAGAAGGCAGAUAACAUCAUCUCCGAAGAUCCAAUCACCGAAAACUCAUCAGCGGACGAAGAGAAAGAACAAGAGACCCCGUCCAAGUCGUUGUGGGCACUUGUUCGAGGCUACGCACCAGCUGUCAGGCCGCAUCUACUCAUGGUACUCUUCGCACUGCUCGGAUCAAGCGUUGUUGGCGGAGCCUUCUCUGGUGAAGCGGUGAUCUUCGGAAACACCGUCGGAAGUUUGAAUCCCUGCAAAAGUCCCAGUAGCAUAGACUCUCGUGGAAACUUUUUCGGCCUUAUGUUCUUCGUUCUUGCAAUUAUCGAGUUCUUUGCAAAUCUGGUCAGUUGGUCCGGAUUCGGCUGGGUGUCUGAAAAGAUGGUGUAUACUGUGAGGGUGCUCUCUUUCCGAUCCCUUUUUGAGCAGGACCUUGAAUGGCAUCAGUCAAAAGGGCGAACACCAGCCUUGCUCUUGUCUUAUAUCACCAGUGACGGUAAUGCUCUCGCUGGCUUGAGUGGUUCUGUCAUCGGAUCCAUGCUAUCAAUCACGAUCAACCUCAUUGCGGCAAUCAUAUUGACUCAUAUUAUUGCAUGGAGAAUUGCACUUGUCUGUCUGUCUCUGGUACCACUCCUUCUUGGUGCUGGACUGAUGGAGCUUCGCGUUCUCGGAAAGUUUGAGGAGCGACACGAAAAUGCAUACACAACUUCUGUCGAUAUCGGUGUCGAGGCGAUCACUUCUAUCAAGACCAUCGCAUCUCUCUCCCUCGAAGAAGAGACAUUGUCUACUUACCGAAAGUCCCUCCAGGGACCUCGUAAAGAAACACUCAGAGUAACUCUGGAAGCAAGUCUCUGGCAAGCAACGACAUACUUCCUCGGGAAUUGCGUGAACGCGCUGGCAUAUUGGUGGGGCGCAAAACAGAUCAUAGCAGGAAACUACACACAGACACAGUUCUUAAUUGUGGUCUUCUCACUACUUGUCAGCGCUCUUCUCUGGAGUCAAAUGUUUGCUCUUGCACCGGAACUGUCCAACGCCAGGGCGGCAAUGGCUCGGAUCUUAGGUCUUAUUGAACUAGGGUCGGAUAAGAUGCAAGGCCAUAUACCGGACUAUUCGCUGCCCUUGUCAUCUCCUGCCGAAGAUCCAAAAGAGAAAGAUGUUGAAGCAAUGGCGACGACAUCAUCUCGUCAUCCAGGAGGUCAAGCGGCGAGCGUACAGCUUCGUGACGUCCACUUCUCAUACCCAGCGAGACCAGACAUCAAAGUUCUAAACGGGUUAAGCAUUGACAUACAACCUGGAAAGUUUUGUGCCCUUGUAGGCCCCAGUGGUGCCGGAAAGUCUACCAUCAUCUCUCUAGUUGAGCGACUAUACGCUCCGCAAUCCGGCUCAAUACUAAUCGAUGGUGCCGACGUAUCAAAAUCGCGCGAUGUGACUUUCCGAGACACGAUAGCACUAGUACCUCAGGAGAGUGUACUAUUUGAGGGCAGUAUCGAAUUCAAUAUCAGCCUAGGCGCCAAACCAGGCCAUGAAGCUUCCUUGGAUGAGAUCAUAGAAGCGUGCAAACUUGCUAACAUCCAUGAUACAAUCGAAGCAUUGCCGAACGGGUAUCAGACUCUCUGCGGACCGAAUGGAAGCCAGUUCUCUGGAGGUCAAAAGCAGCGGUUAUCCAUCGCCCGAGCGCUGGUACGGAAACCGCGAUUGUUGAUUCUGGAUGAGUCAACAAGUGCAUUGGAUGCGGAAUCGGAAAAGCUGCUGCAAGAUGGACUUGAAAAGGCUGCGAGGGGCAUCACUGUCAUUGCGAUAGCGCAUCGAUUGCAUACUAUAAGGAAAGCGGAUAUUAUAUUCUUGAUUGAGGCGGGAAAGUGUGUGGAUCAUGGAUCCCAUGAUGAGCUGCUGGAACGAUCGGAGAGUUAUAGGUUGAAUGUUAUGCACCAAACGGUGGGAGAAUAG
Messenger RNA from Talaromyces amestolkiae, 3984 nucleotides. RefSeq lists its product as uncharacterized. Gene Ontology annotation, cellular component: membrane. NCBI's taxonomy places the organism in Eukaryota, Fungi, Ascomycota, Eurotiomycetes, Eurotiales, Trichocomaceae. The transcript has 2 exons. Gene Ontology annotation, biological process: transmembrane transport. The record is from RefSeq and is a predicted model, not a curated record. Bases 1 to 3984 code for a protein of 1327 amino acids. Gene Ontology annotation, molecular function: ATP binding; ABC-type transporter activity; ATP hydrolysis activity.